This is a messenger RNA of Paracoccidioides lutzii Pb01, 648 nucleotides long. RefSeq lists its product as hypothetical. The record is from RefSeq and is a predicted model, not a curated record. The coding region runs from base 1 to 648 and encodes 215 amino acids. The transcript is spliced from 2 exons.
AUGUUUCUUCGAGACAGCAAAACGCGAAAGAUCCAGCAUUGCUGUCUUAAGCUCCACGCCAGGGCCAUCCAUUCUCAAAAACGCUCGCCGAGACCAUGUCAAUUGGCUAUUUUUUUUGACUUCAAUGGUUCGGCGGUAGUGACAAAGCUUAUUCAUAGUGGAGCACGCCUGGGCCAGACAAUAGCUGAGGAGCCUUCAGAAGUAGCCACGUCAAUCCUUGUCGUACCUGGUUUGGAGAACCAACCCCAAAAAAUCUCUCGGAAGGAUUUCGUCAUCGAAAAUAUACAGAGCAUUAUAUUCAGCAAUGCCAUGAAUGAAAGAAAUAAUAUUGUACAGUGUACAGGAUAUGUAGUAGGCGUACAUGUGCAGUACCUUGGCAUCACGCAAUAUGCGAGCUCAUCAAGCUGCGAAAUCAUAUGGACUGACCCGACUGUUACUGUCCUGGAGGUCUCGGAUGACCCCACAGGCAUCCUUGUGCCGGUAACCGCGUUAGGCGCCUGGAAGUUUUGGUUGCUUGUAUUAAUUAUGGACACUGCUGUCUCUUAUCGAUAUUGUCGCUUUGAGAAACUUAUGAGAAUAAAACGAACGAACACGACCUCGAUCGGCCGGACCCGUUUCUUUGAAAUAUCUCUUGGUAAUGGAUCCUAG